AUGGACGAGAAGGAUUUGUUAUCCAUAUCAAGGGAAGAGUGAUUUUAUUUGAUUAAAAAUUCCUGGGACAUUAAUAAAACUCGAUGAUGAUAAAUUCUUGCCAACAGAAAUUAAUAAAUUAUCCUUUCUGUCGCGAUUAAUCAUUUGUGUCCCUUUUCCAAAUAAGGAAUUCAUUUGCCUUCAUGCCUGUCUAAAAUAAUUAAAACCGUGGAACAGAAUAAUCACCUACUGCGUGCUAUGUUCGUGACAGUUUCUAUUUUACUUCUAAUUCAUUCUUUGUAAUGUUGAUUUUUGUUCAGAAAAUUGAAAAUACGAAAAUUUUUGUUGAAGUUUUGUUUCUUUUAUGUUUGAAAAAUAGAUAAAAAUAUGCACAUAUAUUCCGUAAACUUAUAAAUUUGAAGUCAUAAAAAUGCACACAACAGACAGAAUAUACAAAAAUAUACAAAAUAUCCAAAGCAGAUUGUUUAUUACUGAUAUUUAGUAAAUGAAAUAAUUUCAAUUCUACUUCUCCAGUUAUGUUUAUAAAAAAAUUCAAAAUGCAUAAAAAUCUACAUUCUAUUUAUACUCAUCGAAAAUUUAUUUUUUCUCAUAAGCUCACAGACAUUAGUCCCAAUUUUAUAUUUCCUGUUCCACAGUAAUGAAGCAAAAAUUUUAGUAGAUAUUUAAAAAAAAAAGAAUCCAUCCUUUCUACCUAAGAUUUUGAUAUUUUGAUUAUUUUUUUAACGAUGUUACGAAGAUCAUCACUCUAAGUAAUAUUGUAAAGAAUUUAUUUGAGGAUCAUCGUGUAUUAAAAUGUUGUUAUCGAGAACAAGUCUGAAUCAGAAAUGGAUAAGAUUCACCUUCAAUUGAAACUCUCGCAAAAUUAGCCAGAAUGACAAUAUUGACAAUAUAUUAAAAAAUUAUCAAAAUCGAGGAUGGAUUCCUUUCCUUUCGUUUAAGUAAAUUGAGUAAAUAUUUUUUCCUACAAAAAGAGAUCCUUGAUUUUGAUCAUUUUUUUUAACAUACUACAACAAUAUUAAAUUUAAUUUAUUAUUCUGAGGAUGAAUUAAUAGAUUUCUGUAUAAUAUUUGUAAUAAUAGUUACAAUUGUUUUCUAGGGAAAUUAUCGACAAAAAUGGACAGAACAGCUCACCUCCGAUCGAAAUCUUCGCGAAAAAUUACUCACUAGAUGACAACGUAUUGAUAACGUAUUAGAGAACGUUGUUGUCAAAAAUCGACGGAUGCUUCUCGCAGGUAUUACUAUAAGCGAGUAUAAAUUUGCUAAUCGCAGCAUUGGUAUAGUAAUAAGCCGGGCAUCUGUCAAUUAUAUUUUCUGUCGCGUGCAUGAAGCUUGAAUAAUUCACGGUAUUUAAAUAAUGCAAUAAAGGCAAGUUGGCCGAGCAGAAACAGCUGGUUUAUAUUCGUCUGGGAGAAGCAGGGCGAGAAGCCGAGGCGCACGAGCCGCCCUCGGCGCUCUAUUCCAUCGACUAGAUUUUAACCUAUCUAGUUUACAGUUCCGUAGGAGGAACGUAUUGGUUCUACGUGAACCGGCGGCUCUAGGAGUGUUCUGCAUUAUUUAUGUCCCGAUGGUACACGCUCAGGGACCGCAUCCACAGCGAGAACCUCACGUGGCUUACACAGAUCACGUUAAUGCUUCUGGAGGUAUUGUCGUAUUUUAUGGAGGGCCGUGAGCGACUCGACUUUUCCUCAUUGAGUGAGCAAGCCGCGGCAACGAACGCCUCGUGCCUUCAACUGAAAAACGACCUCCGAUAUCGAGUCGCGAUCCACUCGCGCGACUCGAUUUUUCCUGCAGCUUCGAACAUCGGGCAUGAUGGAAGUGGGAAAAGAGGAUCGUUUGGACGAUGAAAUUUUUGGAUUCGUUUUGGUCUCAACAAUGGACAGUCGAGCAGAUUGAUUCAAAUUAUCUUGUUAUCUUGCUCUCAUGCUAUCACUAUGUUUAACAGCCUCUUCGAUAGUAAUUUCGUUUGAAUUAAGUUCGAUUUGUUUAAAUUAGGUCGAAGAGUAUAAUUAAAAAGUUACUGUUACAGCUUCAUAAAUUACGUGACAAUCCAUUUGCUCUCGUUUUAAAACACGAAACCUCUGGCUCGACAAGUUAGACAGUCGUGAGUUCGCGAGUUUUUUCUUUUUUUUUUUUUUUCAAGGAUGACUUUACAUUAUCUAGCGGAUGGGAAAGUGAGAAUAUGUUUUUUACAGAAUUUUCUCGAAAAUUCUGGAAAAAUUCGAACAUCUCUAAAAAUACUGAACAAAUAUUUUUCAUGAUUGGAUCUACAAAUUUGAAGAUUAAAAGUUUCCUUAAAAUUUGUUUUGCGAUUUUUUUUUUUCUAUCGAACUUCGAAUAUUAAAGUAAUACUCAUUGAAUUUUCAUCGUUUAAUCCUAAUAUUCAAAAUAUUCAAUAAAAUGACGGAAAAUUUUAAAGAGGAAAUUUCAAUCUUCAAGAUCAUGGAGCGUGAAAAAGAUUUUUCAGUGGCGCCUGAAUUUUUAGAAUUUUUCCAGUGAUAAACGUAAUAUUUGUUAACAAGUAAUAUAUAGUUUCUUGAUGAAUGAAAUGAAGUUACAGAAUAGGAUUAAAAAUCGACAUAAAGCGAUAGAAGCCGAUGGACACAAUGUCGAUUGCAGUCCCACUGAUAUAAUUAACUUUCGAAGCCUUUUGACGACUACCGAUUGCUUGUCGUUCGUUUGUUCUUUUUUCUCACUUUCUAGAACGAACUCUUUCCCCCUAUAACUAUUUUAAACGUUUCAACUUCCAAUUAAUAAAGUAAUAUUGUUUCUCGAAGUCAGCGCGCUGUCGUUCUUUUUUUUUUUUAUUUAUUGUUUCCAUAAAUAUUUGCUCAGCUUUGAAAUACUCUCAAAGCAAAUGACCUCGACUUGAAAGAAUACUUCUUCGAAGAAGAAUCUUAUAAAUAUCAAAUUAAUUUGCAAGUCCGUGCCUAAUUUUAAAUAAAUUCAAAGUCAAAAGACGAAGUUGACUUUGUAACUUUCUGUCAAAAUAGUGAUUAAAAAUAUAUAGCGAAACAGUUUAAAUUCGAGGAAACAUUUGCUUGCUGUCGUCAACAACGGCAAGAAUGAACUAAUAUUGAAAUAUAUAUUUAUUAAAUAAAUAAUAAAUAAUUGAAAUAAUUUUUUUUCUUCACUAUCAUCAUUUCAUAUUAACAUAUCAAGUCUGAUUCGCCACACUUUGUACAUCAAAUUCUAAUCCUAAUAAUUUUUCCCCUUAACAACGAUCGAAAUAUAUGUUUAUUAAAGAAGUAAUAAAUAAUUGAAACAACACGUAUUUCUUUUAAUAUACUGUUAUAAUAGAAUAUAAUACAUCACCGCAUAGUUUUGAUAAUUCAGGAUACGCACGUCAACUAUUGGAAAUCAUGUUGUAUAGUUGGAACCUGUAA
Heterotrigona itama is the source of this 3383-nucleotide messenger RNA. The record is from the annotation of a GenBank genome assembly. NCBI's taxonomy places the organism in Eukaryota, Metazoa, Arthropoda, Insecta, Hymenoptera, Apidae.